GAGCUGCGGCUCCUGGGGGGCUCCAGGACGAGGGAAAAGACCGGCUGGGAUCUCCUGAGCCUGCGGGACCGCGUGGUGUGGAUAAACCCAAGGAGCUGCUGGAACUAAGGAUGGAUGAGCUGUGUGGGUUCCGGUUCUGGCUGUUGCUCGUGGCCCUAAUGCUGAGCUUUGUCCUGCACAUAAUCUUCCUGCUCUGCUGGUUGGGCUUGCCCAGCCAUUUCUGGGCCUGUUGCGCCCAGCAGUGCUCGACCUUGCAAGUCCGAGCCCAGCAAAACCAGGCUCAGCCGAGCGGUGCUGAGCAAGGCCGUGCCCUGAAAGGUGCCACCCAGCAAAGCCAGGCUCAGCAAAGCCAGACUCGGCAGUACGGCACCGUGCAAAGCAAAGAGGAGCAGCUCGCCCGGGAGAGACGGACCCUGGAAAGCCUCACCCAGCAGAGCCUCGCUAUUCAAAUGCUCUCCCUGAAGAUGCACACUGAGCAAAGCCAGGCUCAGCAGAGCCACGCUCUGGAGAACGGUGCUCAGUGGUGGGGGGCCCAGCAAUGCUGCGCCCAGUGGAGCCUCGCUCAGCAGUGCGGCACCCUGCAAAAACGAGCCCUGCAGAGCCAGGCUCAGCAGAGCCAGGCUCAGGAGAAUGGUGCUCAGCAGUGGGGCACCCAGCAAAGCCUCACCCAGUGGAGCAACACCCAACAGAGCCUUACCCUGCAAAGCGACACCCAGCAGAGCCACGCUGAGCAAAGCCAGGCCCAGCAGAGCGGUGCUCAGCAGUGGGCUGCUCAGCAAACCCAGGCUGAGCAGAGCCUUGCCCCGCAAAGCCUCGCCCAGCAAAGCCAAUCUCAGCAGAACGGCACUGAGCAAAGCCAGGCUCAGCAAAGCCACACUGAGCAAAGCCAGGCUCAGCACUGCGGCACCAGACCCUAGACCCGCCUGAGAUGCACCCGAGAAGGUCCAAGUUCCCGUCCAGCCCGUUUGAAUUGAUGUUUAGUGUUGUUUGAGCAAAGUUUGGUGGUUUCCUUGUUUCCCUGUUUCUCAUUUUCCAUCAUUUUGAGGUGUUCCCCAUUAUUUCAGGGUCCUUGUCAUUUUUUGAGGAUCUCCCCAUCAUUUUCAGGGGGGCUCCCCAUCAUUUUGGGG
Chiroxiphia lanceolata (lance-tailed manakin) is the source of this 1127-nucleotide messenger RNA. RefSeq names its product chromatin modification-related protein eaf-1-like. The coding region runs from base 111 to 917 and encodes 268 amino acids. The transcript is spliced from 3 exons. The record is from RefSeq and is a predicted model, not a curated record. NCBI's taxonomy places the organism in Eukaryota, Metazoa, Chordata, Aves, Passeriformes, Pipridae.